GAGCAGGCAUGGCGGCCUCCAUGGCGAGGGUCGGCCGGCCUGCAGCAGGCUUGGGCGGAAGCUUUCGAGCCGCCAGGGCCCUGCUCCCUGCGCCAUCGUCUGUCGCUUGCGGGGCCCUCGCGGGGCCGGGCUGCCGGCGAGUCACCGGACCUUCGCAUCCCGGCGCCUUCCAGCCGCCGCCGAAACCGGUCAUUGUGGACAAGCGCCGCGCCCAGCGUUCGGAGAGCAGGUUCUUGAGUCCUGAAUUCAUUCCUCCAAGGGGAAGAACAAAUCCUCUGAAAUUUCAAAUAGAAAGAAAAGAUAUGUUAGAAAGGAGAAAAAUACUCCACAUUCCAGAGUUCUAUGUUGGGAGCAUUCUUCGUGUCACUACUGCUGACCCAUAUGCCAGUGGAAAAACCAACCAGUUUCUGGGGAUUUGCAUCCAGAGAUCAGGAACAGGACUUGGAGCUACUUUUACCCUUAGGAAUACUAUUGAAGGGCAGGGUGUUGAGAUUUGCUUUGAACUUUAUAAUCCUCGAAUCCAGGAGAUCCAAGUGGUCAAAUUAGAGAGACGGCUGGAUGACAGCUUGCUGUACUUGCGAGAUGCCCUUCCUGAGUACAGCACUUUUGAUAUGAAUAUGAAACCAGUAGCACAAGAACCUAGCCAAGAAGUCCCUGUUAAUCAGCUGAAAGUGAAAAUGAAGCCUAAGCCCUGGUCCAAACGCUGGGAACGUCCAAAAUUUAAUAUUAAGGGGAUAAGAUUUGACCUUUGUUUAACUGAAGAGCAAAUGAAAGAAGCCCAGGAGUGGAGUCAGCCGUGGCUUGAGUUUGAUAUGAUGAGGGAACAUGACACUUCAAAAAUGGAAGCUGCAAUAUGGAAUGAAGUUGAAGCAUCGAAAAAUUCCUGAUCUGAGAAUGAAUUUGGUUACUUGCAGAGGAUAUACUGACUCUCCAAGGAUUUAUGUAGAAACUAAUUUUAUAUAAAAGGACCCAGUCAUUAAAUCAACUAAGAUUCAUUAUUUUAUGGGUAUUAUUAAAAUAAAUAAAAUUA
Messenger RNA from Camelus dromedarius (Arabian camel), 1030 nucleotides. It is a transcript of the gene MRPL19, whose product is annotated as mitochondrial ribosomal protein L19. Bases 9 to 887 code for a protein of 292 amino acids. Gene Ontology annotation, biological process: translation. The record is from RefSeq and is a predicted model, not a curated record. Gene Ontology annotation, cellular component: ribosome; mitochondrial large ribosomal subunit. Gene Ontology annotation, molecular function: structural constituent of ribosome. The transcript has 6 exons. Lineage: Eukaryota; Metazoa; Chordata; Mammalia; Artiodactyla; Camelidae.